CGUUUAGUCAUCUGUUUUACAUUUCUUGGUUUUCGUUAUCUAGAAAUAAUGCUAUUUAUUCCACAAGUGAUCGUAGCAUUUGGAAUUAUUACAAUUAAUGAGUAUUUCUGUUUCGGCAUCCCUGGUGACAAAGGACUAAUUCUUGGAAUAUGGAAUCCUGCAACGAUAGCCACAAUCACAGAAAUACCAAGAGCCAAAGCAAGUUAUUUCACAAAACUCUCGACGUCUUUAGAUCCAUCAAAUGUGAAGAUAACAAGUAUUGCGUCUGAUGAAAAAAAUAAAAAUGUUUUUUUCGCUAUUCAAAACUCAAUUUGUGUAUUUCAAAACUUCAACAUUUGGCAAAAUGAAUCAAAAGCCAUUACACUUAGUCUUGCAUAUACAGGAAAAUCUGCAGCUUUUGGUCAAAUUACAUUUGACUUUGUUUCUAACAAUCUUUACUGGUGUGAUUCACUUCUAAACUGGAUAGCCAUGAAACCAGCGUAUGGAAAUGAUUCAAUACACAGAAUCGUGGUUCAAGAUGACUUAUAUCAACCAGAAGGCUUGGCACUAGAUCCCGAAGAUGGAUUGAUGUUCUUUUCUGACAAUGAUAUAAAUCCACGCAUUGAAAAGGCCUCCAUGAACGGAGAGAAUAGAACUGUAAUAGUGCACACCAGUAUAAUACAAAUAUUGGCCCUCUCUGUUGACACUGCCAAUGAUUUAUUGUACUGGGCAGAUCAUGGCAGACAAACAGUAGAGGUCAGCCAUUACGACGGGUCGAAUAGAAGAGUACUUAGAAGGAAUAACCAGGUUUCAUUGACAGGGAUUCACUAUCAUCAGAAUAUUUUGCAUGCUGCAAGCGCUAGCUCAGACCAGAUAUUUGGAUUCGAUGCAACAUCGGGGUCAGUACUCUACAAGUUAAAGAUGGCAUUUGCACAACCAUUUGCUGUUCAUGUUUAUGAUGCAGAAACAGCAGUCUCGUUUUCUGCUCCUUGUUCAUCUCGAGGGUGCCAGCAUA
Messenger RNA from Saccostrea cuccullata (small rock oyster), 994 nucleotides. Its product is annotated as low-density lipoprotein receptor-related protein 6-like. The transcript has 5 exons. The annotation marks the transcript as partial. Lineage: Eukaryota; Metazoa; Mollusca; Bivalvia; Ostreida; Ostreidae. The record is from RefSeq and is a predicted model, not a curated record.